AUGAGCGAAGGGAUGUACCCGGGCUCUAUCCCUCCAACACUGACAUCGUUGUCCAUAUGCUCGUUCAAUAUCUCAGUCAUUGCCAACGCCUCCUCGUCUGAGAUGGUCGAGCUCUACUCCCAUGGGCAACUCGAUUGCAGUCAUCCAGGAUGUCUUCCUCCGUUGCUCAAAACGCUGACCAUCGGCUACCUCAGCGCUCCUCUCGCGGAAGCGAUGAUUCCACCAACGCUACAAUCAUUGAAUAUCAUUGGACAUAUGGGCUACAAAAUUCCAGACAUAUUACGCACAUUGAGACGAUCACGAUUCCCUCCACAUUUGGUCACGCAGCUCACCAUCAGCGAGUCAUUUAGAGGCAACCAACGCAUGUCAGCACAGGAUACUGCAUUGACUUUUAUUCGCAUGGCUCGCCACCUUUCAAACGUGGCGAUGUAUGGCCUUGUUAUCCGAGCGCUCUCCGAGUCUCUGUUCUGCUUCACUCUCCGUCCUCCUGGUGGUGGCUGCAGGACAAUGCUGACCAAAUGGACCAAGCACUUUGUUUUCCUCUCGCUUCAAGCAGGAUCCGACAGCGCAGAUAAAAGCUACAAAUUCCUUCAAUCCCUUGGCCACCUCAGUUCAUCCAGGCUAAUAUAA
Molecule: messenger RNA, 630 nt
Organism: Acytostelium subglobosum LB1
Lineage: Eukaryota; Evosea; Eumycetozoa; Acytosteliales; Acytosteliaceae
Exons: 1
Coding region: 1-630 (209 amino acids)
Source: RefSeq, a predicted model, not a curated record